AUGGGCCAGGAUUCGGCUGAGCAACGGAUUAUAGGUAUUGGGAAGCGAAGGGUUAAGCGAAGCUUUGAGGAAGUGGAAGAAGAGGUCGGUACGUCCAGGGAAAUAUUAUCAGAGGGAGGAGAGGCAAGAUUGGAAUCUACAGAUGGAAGUGCUGUUGAAAAAGUGGAAGGUUCAAUGGAUGAACUUCGUCGAUUGGCUAGACAAAAAUAUUUAGAUAGAAGAGAGCAUCAGAAGUUGGAGUGGGUAAUACACGAUCUUGAAAUACUAGAAGAAGAUGUUAAGAAGUAUGGAUGGGAUAAUUUGACUGAGAGAGAACGGGAGGAGAUUAGUAUCAAAAGACAGGUGGUUCAGUUGGUAAAAGAUAGACAAGAGAUAGAGGAAAAGGCGCAAAGUAACUUCUAUAUAUCAGGGCCGGAUGGGGCUAGCGGUGUUGUAAAGGAACCCUCAGCAUAUGUUGGUAAUGAGGUUUCAUGGGAGGAUCAACAGGUCCAGAAGUCUGUUAAAGGUCACAAUGAUGCAGAGGUAAUUUCUGUUCAAGGUGGUGAACAAUAUUCGCUUGUUCUUGAUAGUCGGGCGAUGGUUAACUUUACGGAUAUAGAUAUGAUCACAGGCAAGCAUCUUUUUAAUAGGAAAAGCGAAAAGUUACUAUCUAGGCUGGAAUCAAAUCUAAAGAAGGAAAUAGAGCAUACUCAGUCAAUGAAAGCUGCUAGGAAAUCGUUGCCUGUGUACAGUUUUCGCGAAGAAUUGUUGAAAGCCAUCAAUGAACAUCAGGUGUUGAUUGUUGUUGGUGAAACCGGUUCAGGAAAAACCACCCAGCUACCACAGUAUCUUGUCGAAGACGGCUAUACUAAAGGCGGUCGUAUGAUUGUGGCAUGCACGCAGCCUCGUAGAGUUGCAGCCACCUCCGUAGCCACAAGAGUUGCUGACGAAAUGAAUGUUGUGCUUGGAAGAGAGGUCGGGUACCAAAUUAGAUUUGAUGACAAAACCACCAAAAACGUUACUGUUUUGAAGUACAUGACAGAUGGUAUGCUGCUACGAGAAUUUUUAACGGAUCCAGAGCUAACUAACUAUAGUUGUAUUAUGAUUGACGAAGCACACGAACGUACCUUGGCAACGGAUAUAUUAUUAGGUCUUCUAAAGGAUAUUCUACCCCAUCGAAAAGAUUUGAAGUUGUUGAUAUCGUCUGCAACAAUGAAUGCGUCAAAGUUUUCGGAAUUCUUCUAUAAUGCUCCAAUUUUCAACAUCCCGGGGAGACGGUACCCCGUUGACAUCCAUUAUACAUUACAACCAGAGGCGAAUUACUUACAUGCAACUAUCAGCACAAUUUUACAGAUCCACACAACGCAAGAGUUACCUGGGGAUAUAUUAGUUUUUUUAACAGGCCAGGAUGAAAUCGAGAAUGUUAGAGACAAAAUAGAAGAAAUUUGUUUCAAACUAGGCAAAAAUAUCACACCAUUGAUGGUUACACCUAUAUAUGCUAACUUGCCCCAGGAGCAGCAAGCCAAGAUAUUUGAAACCACCCCAAAAGGGGCGCGUAAGGUUGUGUUAGCAACUAACAUUGCAGAAACUUCGUUAACAAUUGAUGGUAUAAAGUAUGUGGUUGAUCCAGGGUUUGUCAAGGAGAAGACAUAUGUACCUCAGACGGGAAUGUCUCAACUAUUAACCAUACCGUGCAGUAAAGCUUCUGUAGAUCAGAGAGCAGGUAGAGCAGGUAGAGUGGGGCCGGGAAAAUGCUUUAGGCUGUUCACGAAAUGGUCAUAUAAUCACGAAUUAGAGGAUCUACCUAAACCGGAAAUCCUCAGAACGAACUUAUCUCAGGUUGUGUUGCUACUCUUAUCUAUGGGUAUCACUAGUCUCCUUACAUUCCCUAUGCUAGAUAAACCCAGGAUACCAAAUUUAAGCCGUUCUUUAGAGCAGCUGUACGUUCUUGGAGCUUUAAAUAAUAAAGGCACGAUAACUAAGAUAGGACGAAUUAUGUGUGAGUUCCCAUGCGAACCAGAAUUUGGUAAGGUCAUACACAGUAGUGCCUUCAAUGAUAAAUGUAAUGGUGUUCUGGAAGAAGUGAUCACAAUAGUGUCCAUGCUUCAUGAAACGGCGUCAAUUUUCGUACCUGGGAAAGAACGGAAGACAGUGCUAGGAAUAAUGAACAGCGACCACAUGCUCUAUUUGGAAAUAUUCGACACCUGGGCUAAUAAUAACUACAGCAGGAGUUGGUGCAAGGACCAUAACGUUCAAUACAGGACAAUGUCAAGAGUUAAAAGCAUCCGUGAACAACUUUGGCGUUGCAGUGAUAAACUGGGACUGGUGUCAAUGAACCAGCUACAAUUACAAAAUAAUCCUCGAUUAUUCCAAGCUCAGAAGGAGCAGCGCAUAAUUAAAUGCUUCAUAACCGGAUUUCCCUUCAAUGUUGCACAGCUAACGUCAUCUGGCUAUCGUACAUUGGGCAGCGGUGACGGCAUUUCUGUUAAUAUACAUCCUACCAGUAUCAUUUAUGCCUCAAAUAGGGAAUCUGGCAAACCACACAGGUUUCUUCUGUAUCAACAGCUGGUAUUAACGAGCAAAGAAUUCAUGAGAGAUUGCAUGCCACUACCGCAGGAAUCAUGGCUGAAAGAACUAGUGCCACAGUUUUUCAUCAAAUAA
Messenger RNA from Eremothecium cymbalariae DBVPG#7215, 2640 nucleotides. RefSeq names its product DEAH-box RNA-dependent ATPase PRP2 (gene PRP2). NCBI's taxonomy places the organism in Eukaryota, Fungi, Ascomycota, Saccharomycetes, Saccharomycetales, Saccharomycetaceae. The record is from RefSeq and is a predicted model, not a curated record. Gene Ontology annotation, cellular component: intracellular anatomical structure; catalytic step 2 spliceosome. Bases 1 to 2640 code for a protein of 879 amino acids. The transcript has a single exon. Gene Ontology annotation, molecular function: ATP binding; RNA binding.